Messenger RNA from Trichoderma asperellum CBS 433.97, 1601 nucleotides. RefSeq lists its product as uncharacterized. NCBI's taxonomy places the organism in Eukaryota, Fungi, Ascomycota, Sordariomycetes, Hypocreales, Hypocreaceae. The record is from RefSeq and is a predicted model, not a curated record. Gene Ontology annotation, molecular function: acetyl-CoA C-acyltransferase activity. Gene Ontology annotation, cellular component: peroxisome. Gene Ontology annotation, biological process: phenylacetate catabolic process; fatty acid beta-oxidation.
CCACAAACCCCGGCCGGCACGGCCAUCCAUAAAUCUCGUGGCUCCCCGGAUUCUGCAGGGCGGCUCAGUCUGUUCGUCGAUUUGCUCCCCAGAUCUUGCAGAUACACGCACAAUAAACUACUAGACUACUAGAUACUAGUACAAUCAUGGCUGUCGAACGGAUUGGCUCCAUCAUCAAGCACCUGGCCCCUGGGUCAUCGCUGAACAACAUCCAGUCCAAGAACCCCGAUGAUAUCGUCAUCACCUACGCCGCCCGCACACCGCUCACCAAGGCGCGCAAGGGCGGCUUCAAGGACACGAGCCUGGAGUUCAUGAUCAUGGCCCUGCUUGAGAAGGUCCGCGAGAACAGCGGUGUCGACCCUGCCAUCGUUGAGGACAUCUGCCUCGGCAACACCUCCGAUCCCCAAGCCGCCUACAAGAUCCGAGCUGCAGCCCUGGCUGCUGGCUUCCCCAACACCACCGCCGCCAGCGUCGUCAACCGCUUCUGCUCCUCUGGCCUCAAGGCCAUCGCCGAUGUUGCACACCAGAUCGCCAACGAUUCCAUCUCGGUGGGUAUCGCUCUGGGUGCUGAGACCAUGUCCCAGGGCGGCGGCGCUGCUGGUGAAUUCGACGAGGCCGUUAUCAAGAAGACUCAGGAGGCGCACGAUGCUAUCCAGCCCAUGGGCUGGACCAGCGAGAACGUCUCCAGAGACUUCAACAUUACCCGAGAGGCCAUGGACAUCUACUCAGCGGAGAGCUUCCAGCGAGCUGAGAAGGCCCAGAAGGCUGGGCACUUUGACGACGAGAUUGUCCCCAUCACUACCAAGGUCAAGGACGCCAAUGGUGAGCUGAAGGAGGUGACGCUCACCAAGGAUGAGGGAAUCCGCCCCGGCACCACCGCCGAGGGUCUCUCCAAGAUCCGCCCUGCAUUCCCUCAAUGGGGUCCCACCACCACUGGCGGCAACGCCUCUCAGGUCACCGACGGUGCCGCUGCCGUCGUUCUGAUGAAGCGAUCAACCGCUGUCAAGCUGGGCCUGCCCAUCAUGGCCAAGUACGUCGGCUCUACCGUCGCCGGUCUUGCCCCCCGCAUCAUGGGCAUCGGCCCCAGCAUUGCCAUCCCCAAGCUGCUCUCCAUCUACAACAUCAGCCUCAACGACAUUGAUGUCAUUGAGGUCAACGAGGCUUUUGCCUCCAUGGCUGUCUACUGCCGUGACAAGCUCAACCUGGACUGGUCCAAGAUGAACCCCAGGGGAGGCGCCAUUGCUCUCGGCCACCCUCUGGGAGCCACCGGUGCCCGACAGGUCGUCACUGGUCUGAGCGAGCUGAGGAGAACCAAGAAGAAGCUGCUGUUGACGAGCAUGUGCAUUGGUACCGGCCAGGGUAUGGCUGGUCUGUUUGUCAACGAACAGCUGUAGAGGAAUAGGGAGAUGGGAUAUUUGGGUCAUUGAUAGGGUGUCUUGUACAGAUAAAUAUCUUUUCUUUUUUUGUGUAAUUUUUUUUGGAUGAUAAAAAUGCAAGCGAUUAUUUUUUCUCCCUUACAUUACUGCUUUUGAUGAUUCGACAUGUAAUGGCUACCUAGUAUGUACGCUUAUGUUUGUUAGUACCCAAGUAUAGUAGGCACC